Messenger RNA from Frieseomelitta varia, 1356 nucleotides. It is a transcript of the gene Rab23, whose product is annotated as ras-related protein Rab-23. The coding region runs from base 474 to 1256 and encodes 260 amino acids. The record is from RefSeq and is a predicted model, not a curated record. The transcript has 6 exons. Gene Ontology annotation, molecular function: GTPase activity; GTP binding. NCBI's taxonomy places the organism in Eukaryota, Metazoa, Arthropoda, Insecta, Hymenoptera, Apidae.
UUUUUAAAACUUGAAUUUUAUUCCAACACAUUGCAAAUUAUUAAAUUUAUCAAAUACGCGUUUCUAUCUUCUGAAUUUCACUUAUUUCAGUUUUAACUUUUUUCCAGUGGUUGGCAAUUGAUCUUGAUAUGAAAUAGAAAUGUUACUAGAGAAAGUUACUAAACAGUACGUCUCGGCAGGUGUCUUGUACAGGUGUUCAGUCGGCUAGUGGCGCGUAUUCGCGUGUUCGGUAUAUACGUUGUUCUCUCAGCACGAUAAAGCAUUUGACCGAUGUCGAACAAGUAUAUAAAAAAAAGACCGUGAAAUUUCUAUUUAAAAUUUGUAAAAAUGUCACGAUCAUGGUGUGAAGUGAUAAAUUCGAAAUAUCGUGAAAGGUGAUCAUUGCUAAGGGUAAAAAUUUUCACACGAAAGAUCGGCGGCAGACAUCGAGUUAUAUUGCAGCUGGAUAUUAUGCUAAACACGUUACGGUCAGAAUGCGGGAGGAAGAACUUGAGAUAUCACUCAAGGUGGUGAUAGUGGGUAAUGGAGCUGUGGGGAAAUCGUCAAUGAUCCAAAGGUUUUGCAAGGGCACUUACACAAGAGACUACAAGAAGACGAUCGGUGUCGAUUUUUUGGAACGGGAGAUAGAGGUGGAUGGCGAGGACGUAAGACUGAUGCUGUGGGAUACUGCCGGUCAGGAGGAAUUCGACGCAAUCACCGCGGCUUAUUAUCGCGGCGCCCAUGCCUGCGUCCUCGCUUAUUCAGCCACCGACAGAGAUUCCUUCGACGCCAUUCCUUCGUGGAAGCUGAAGGUACGACUCUCGUACACACGAGACAUACACAUCGUGCUGAACCGGUGCAAGCACGUUUCCGUGGAGAACGAGUGCGGCGAAAUUCCCACGGUUCUUGUGCAGAACAAGAUGGACCUCGUUGAUCAGUGCGUCAUUGAUCCGGACGAAGCUGAGAGACUUGGCCGCGCUCUAGGCUGUAAGCUUUUAAGAACGUCUGUGAAAGAGGACGUCGGUGUCAUGAGCGUCUUCCGGCACUUGGCGUCACGAUGCCUCCACGAGAUGCGUCGCUGUGACGACGAUUAUCAGGAUGACCUGAGAUUGUACUCAGCCGGGCCUAGAUCUCCUUCUGUAAUAAGUGCAUUUAGUCCAAAUGGAUCCACAUGUGGUCGGAGUACAGGGAAUGGUACCAUAGUCUUGCGGCCAGGAGCCAAGGCAAAGAACCAUAAAAAGAGGAAUUUUGUAAAAAACGCUUGUAGGCUACUUUAAUCUUUGCGUGGAUAAGUACGCGAUAAAUUAUAACGAAUACUUCAACCAUGUACAGACUGAUAUAUUCGUAUUUAUGAAAAUAUAACUAAUUUUUAUAUAA